CAGUCAGCCAGCCAGUCAGAGUCGGCCAGUCAGCCAGUCAGCCAGUUUUAUUUCGAGUCUGAGCGCAUGAAGUUGUGCUCCGGAUUGUCUCGUCGCUUGUCGAUCACCGAUCGUUGUGGUGUGUUGUUUGUUGCUCAAGUGUUUUUCAAGUUUGCCCUGCAUAUACGCGUACAUACAUAUGCACAUAUGUAUGUGUUUAUGUGUAUGUGAAGAAUCAGCGAAAUUGGUCGCUCCGUGUGCGGAGCGAUGAGCCCGAGGCUGGGCCUGUUCUGGCUGUUGACACUUCUACUGUUGGCCUCCAGCGGCAGUCGCGAGUCCCAGCUACGCAUUGGCAAAGCCAUCAACAUAUUCCUACGCUAUGGCUAUCUGGGCAUCUCGAUGCGCGUGAUACCCUACACGGAUAAUGAGGAGACCGAACGUUGGAUAUUCAAGGAGCCCACCAGAAACGUCUACAAGAACAUCCAUUUGCUUACGGAAACCAAUGAGGACAAUACGCCGGGCAUAUUCCAUGGAGACUUUCACAUGGAGUUCUGCGACAAUCGUCGUCAGCUGUUCCAGGCCUAUUUUCGGGACUUUACCAUUGAGCGGCUGGACAAGCCGUGGGAGGCCUUCACUGGUGGCUGGUUUCCGGAUAACGCCGCCAAGAAAUUGGGCAUCAAUAACUCCUUCAUACAGGGCGACUACUCGUAUGUGUUGGUGCGAGUCGUGAGGUUUCGCGAGACGGGAAAACUGAGCACCCAAAUACCCAUCAAUCAGACCCUGGAGAACGAUGUGAGAGCGCGCGUGGAACAAAUGCAAAUAGGGAAUUUGACGUCAGCCAUGCGGUUUAUGGAAUCCUUCGGCACCCAUUAUGUGAACUCGUAUACGACGGGGAACUCGUUGUAUCAGGUGUUCGUCUACAGUCGCAAGAACUACAAAAUGAUCAAGGAUCGCAUCAAGAGCAAGGGACUGAAUGGACUCUCCAAGCUGGAUCUCUACAACUACUUUGCUCCGUGGUUUGCCGAGCACUUGGGUCACAUAAGAUCGGCCAGUGCGAAUGCCACCUUAGAACGGUGGGCGCGUCGGAAGCUGCAAUACGAAUACUACGUAGUCAAGUACCUAUCGCUGCUGAAGCUGCAUGGGAACAGCACGCUGCUGCGAUCGCUGGACACCCUGCUGGGGAACGAUGCCAUACUGCAGCUCGAUCUGAAGUCAUUGAACGUGGUGUUCCGCGAGUAUCCGGAGAAGGAGAGUUGGUUCCACGAAGUACUCGACAAUAACAUGAAGUUGUGGGAGCUGAACAUGCCGCAGAACCAUCCAAAUCGGUAGUACAUAGCCAGCCUAGGACUAGGCCCCCAAAAAGUUCCUAGAGUGCGCUGAAGGGAAGUUGACUGCAGAACCAUCAGAAGAUAUCUCUGCUAUCCAUUUCAUCUCUAGUUGUAGUAAAGACCUAGCUUGUAAUUACUGUUUUGCCUGUGAUAGUUUUUAGUUAGUGUAAUUAUCCAGAACCCUAUUAAAGAGCGUUUCGAUUGUACAUUUGAAA
Molecule: messenger RNA, 1522 nt
Organism: Scaptodrosophila lebanonensis
Lineage: Eukaryota; Metazoa; Arthropoda; Insecta; Diptera; Drosophilidae
Gene: tsl
Product: torso-like protein
Exons: 3
Coding region: 247-1308 (353 amino acids)
Source: RefSeq, a predicted model, not a curated record